GUGUAGAGAACCCAGGAAACUGCAUCAUGGCAGCGAAGCCCAAGCUUCACUACUUCAAUGGACGAGGCCGAAUGGAGCCGAUCCGGUGGCUCCUGGCUGCCGCUGGAGUCGAGUUUGAAGAAGAAUUUCUGGAAACUUCGAAAGACUUGGAAAAGCUAAGAAAUGAUGGGAGUUUGAUGUUCCAGCAGGUGCCAAUGGUCGAAAUUGAUGGGAUGAAGCUGGUGCAGUGCAGAGCCAUUCUCAACUACAUCGCCGCCAAAUACAACCUCUACGGGAAAGACAUCAAGGAGAGAGCCCUGUGCGGUAUUUUUCCUGCUCUUUCAUCAACAAUUGAUAGGAACAAUUUAGGUCCUUCCCUGAGGGAGCAGGACCGUGUCAGGGGGAUCAUGGUCACCAGCAGCGUGGCCUCGGUGGUGUCGACUGAGGUGCAGUACUCGGAGGAUGAGGGACAGGAAACCCGCAGUGGACUCAAGCCAGCGGGAUGA
Messenger RNA from Equus quagga, 485 nucleotides. RefSeq names its product glutathione S-transferase A3-like. Gene Ontology annotation, molecular function: glutathione transferase activity. The coding region runs from base 27 to 485 and encodes 152 amino acids. The transcript has 3 exons. Gene Ontology annotation, biological process: glutathione metabolic process; xenobiotic metabolic process. Lineage: Eukaryota; Metazoa; Chordata; Mammalia; Perissodactyla; Equidae. The record is from RefSeq and is a predicted model, not a curated record.